Molecule: messenger RNA, 450 nt
Organism: Rhodofomes roseus
Lineage: Eukaryota; Fungi; Basidiomycota; Agaricomycetes; Polyporales; Fomitopsidaceae
Product: cytochrome P450
Exons: 4
Molecular function (GO): iron ion binding; heme binding; oxidoreductase activity, acting on paired donors, with incorporation or reduction of molecular oxygen
Source: RefSeq, a predicted model, not a curated record
CUGAUGACGGUCAUUAUUGCGCUUGUUGCCAAACCCGUUAUACAAGCUCGCGCACAGGCAGAGAUGGACAUGGUAGUCGGAAAAGACCGUCUGCCGACGUUCGCUGACCGCGAUAGGAUCCCUUACAUGCAGUGCAUCCUCAGCGAAGGGUUCCGUUCAUACUUACAGAUAAGCGCAGGUGUCCCCCACCGGCUGUGUCAAGACGACUACUACAACGGAUACUACUUGCCGGCAGGCUGUAUGGUCAUUGCGAAUGCGUGGGCCAUGCUCCAUGAUCCUCGCGUAUACCUAGAUCCUGAGGUAUUCAAUCCCGACCGCUUUCUGAGCGGCGAAGGGCGGACUCCGCAGCCUGUCCUAAGAGGCCCUGCUUUCGGCUUCGGCAGACGCGUCUGUCUGGGGAAAGAUCUCGCGGAGAACCACAUCUGGGCGGCAGCACAAUUUGUAGCCGUA